This is a messenger RNA of Doryrhamphus excisus (bluestripe pipefish), 815 nucleotides long. It is a transcript of the gene trappc6bl, whose product is annotated as trafficking protein particle complex subunit 6B, like. NCBI's taxonomy places the organism in Eukaryota, Metazoa, Chordata, Actinopteri, Syngnathiformes, Syngnathidae. Gene Ontology annotation, biological process: endoplasmic reticulum to Golgi vesicle-mediated transport; regulation of GTPase activity. Gene Ontology annotation, cellular component: trans-Golgi network; cis-Golgi network; TRAPP complex. The record is from RefSeq and is a predicted model, not a curated record.
UUUUAAAGGUUUGUUUUACCAACUGUGCUUGAAUGAAAUCGCGGAGCGCCCCGGUGAAUACGAGUGAAUACCGGAAGUGUUUGUUUACGUCUGUAGUCGCAGUUCGUCACACGGGAAUGGCAGACGAAGCUCUAUUUGAGUUUCUCCAUAUGGAGAUGGUAUCACAUGUUUACAGGGAUCACCAAUCUAGCAAAGGGGAUACGGACAAUAAGGACCGAGCUUCCCGUGUUUCUGUCCUGGAGGGAAUGGGCUUCAGAGUGGGACAAGGGCUUAUUGAGAGGUUAACUAGGGACUCUCCCUGCUUCAAGGAUGAGUUGGAUAUAAUGAAAUUUAUUUGUAAAGACUUUUGGACAAAGGUCUUCAGGAGGCAGGUGGACAAUCUCAGAACCAACCAUCAGGGCACCUAUGUAUUACAGGACAAUAAAUUUGCUAUGCUGACACAGCUCUCGAAUGGAAAACAGUAUCUGGAUCAAGCACCCAAGUACCUUGCAUUUUCAUGCGGUGUGGUGAGAGGAGCUUUGUCAAAUCUUGGUCUGGAAAGUGUGGUGACAGCUGAGGUCUCAGUCAUGCCAUCAUGUAAGUUUCAAGUGGUGAUCCAAAAAUUAUGACCUGGGACCACAUCGGAGUUCUUGCACCCUUGUCUUGCAAGUCAAGUUCUGAUGUUCCCAAACAGUAAAGUAACUCCUCUCCCUCUAAUUACCGCACCAACAGAAAGAAUCAAUUGUAGGAGCCAAACAGCCCAAGCCACACAUUGUCAUUGUAUAAUAAAUGUCUGUCACAUGGAUGUAUUUGGAAAUAAAUUCAAAAUACUAAAA